Gossypium arboreum is the source of this 5799-nucleotide messenger RNA. Its product is annotated as histidine kinase 2-like. Lineage: Eukaryota; Viridiplantae; Streptophyta; Magnoliopsida; Malvales; Malvaceae. Gene Ontology annotation, biological process: phosphorelay signal transduction system; phosphorylation. The transcript has 14 exons. The record is from RefSeq and is a predicted model, not a curated record. Bases 1092 to 4826 code for a protein of 1244 amino acids. Gene Ontology annotation, molecular function: phosphorelay sensor kinase activity.
UUUAGCCUUCACGGUGUCAGACUCUGACUCCUUCUUUUGUUACAGUGUCUGAUUCAGUCCGUAUACCUGAGCUUAGCUCAGCUGCAAAACAGCAGAGGAUACAAAUUAUCUUCCCUCUUUAAGCUGGUGCAGUCUCUUUUUACUCGCAAAAAAAGUAAAACCCAGAAAAUAAAAAUUAAAAAAUGGAUGUGGUGAAAAGGUUUACAAACUUUGAUGUGAUACUAAUAAUAAAAUACUUUUUAAAAAAAAUAAUAAUGAAGGCUUUUAUUUUAAUUAAUUUUUUCUUCUUGUUGGAAGGGUGGUUUGUUUGCUUUUGGGACCUAAACCUUCCCCACUUAGAUGAUGAGAUAAUCAUGUAACCCCCCUAAAACCUCAGUUUCAAAUGCUGGGCUCCGUGACUGUGUUUAAAAGGGCCAAAAUAAAGAAAAAGAAAAGAAAGACAAGUUACUGACCUCCUUUUUUUAUCCAAAGUGUGAUGAUUGAUUCCAGUUGGGUUAACUCAGAAACCAACCCGGUUAAAGUCUAGGAAUUUGGGUUUCAAUAUGAGGUUUUUAUUAAUCAAGUUGCAUUCUUGAUACCACCUUUUUUUUUUUUUGUUUCUACAGACAUUGAAGGAAGGUCGAGAGAACUUGGAAUAGGAAAAAGCCAAAUUUUUUCAACUUAGUCCAUUUAAUGAUUCCCUCACAGGUUGCCCAAAAAGACACUGGGUUGGGUUCAGGUUGUUUGUUUUGGCAUGAUUGCUGAUCUUGUUUUGGUGGUGUUUCAAAAGAAAAGCAUGUCUUUUGAUGCGAGCAUAUGAACUUUCAAGUGGAUGGUAUGGAGUUUGGACCACUUUGGUUUCUGGGUAAAGUGGAUAAUUGGAGCUUGUUUUUGUUGAGAAAUGAGCUGGAUUGUCUCCUGAGUUGUGCUGUCGGUUAGGUGAAUGAAUUUUUUCUCUGUUUCAUUUUGACAAACUUGAAUCUGUUUUGAAUUUUGGUGUUGGGGUCGCCUUGGUGGUUUUACUUUCAUGAAUUUGUUCUUCUUCUGGAACUGGGAAUUUUGAGAAGUUCUUAAGGCGCCUUGGGGAAAUACAUAAGUUUGCUUUGCUCAAGAUGUCUAUGAACGGCAAGCUUUCUGGUUCUAAUUGUAGAUUAUCAGCAAAUUUCAGGCUGAAGAAAGCUAAGGAGACUAUGCAUGGACCCAAUUCUUUCAGAAAAUGGAAGAGGAACCUUCUCUUCCUCUGGCUUUUAGGCUUCGUUUCCACUGGGAUUAUUUGGUUCUUGUUGAGUUUCAACAGUGUAGCUUUGGGCAGCAAUAAGAAGACAGCCGAUUCUUGUGAGGAAAAGGCAAGAAUCUUGCUUCAACAUUUCAAUGUUAGCAAGAACCAAUUUCUUGCUUUAGCUUCUUUCUUCUAUGAAUCAGAUCAGAUAGCAUUUCUCGAAUGUGGCAAACAUUCAGGACUUGAAAAGCCAUGGAGUGAUGAUGUUACUUGUGCUCUUAAAGUACUGUGUCCAGAGAAGCAAGACUCCAGAAUGCAGCAGGUGCAGAUCGUAAAAACUAUGGAACUUAAGGAUCAAUGUCCAGUCCAAGUUGAAAAUAUUCACAGCGAGCAUGACUUGUCGUUGCUGGAUCACCAUACUUAUGUCCCACAAAAAUCUGUUUCAUCAAUAUCAUGGGAGCAUCAUAGUGGUGGAAAGAACAUCUUGCAAGGAAGUGCAUUUGGAGGCCAACCAAAAGACAAUUUCAAGAACUUGUCUUUCUGUAUGGGGAAAGGAUGUUGGUUGCUUCUUGUUGGAGUGCUACUGAGCUGUAAGAUUCCAGGAUUUUGUUUGAAGCUCAGGUGGAAACAAAAGAAUGAGCCAGCUCCAUUGCAACCUGCAACUCAGCAACUACAGCUGCUGUUGCAACAGAAGCAGCAGCAGCAGCAAGACCAGAGCCCUCCCAAAGGUGCUGGGAAGUGGAGAAAGAAACUCUUAACAGUUUUCGUACUUCUGGGGAUCCUUACAUCCAUCUGGUUAUUUUGGCAUUUAAACCAAAAGAUCAUUCUGAGGAGAGAACACACACUUGCCAACAUGUGUGAUGAGAGAGCACGGAUGUUGCAAGAUCAGUUCAAUGUUAGCAUGAAUCAUGUUCAUGCCUUGGCAAUUCUUGUAUCCACUUUUCACCAUGGGAAGCAUCCAUCCGCCAUUGAUCAGAAAACAUUUGGUGAGUAUACCGAGAGAACAGCUUUUGAGAGGCCGCUUACCAGUGGUGUUGCUUAUGCAUUGAAAGUUCUUCACUCAGAGAGGGAGCAGUUUGAGAAGCAGCAUGGAUGGACAAUAAAGAAAAUGGAAACUGAGGAUCAGACUUUAGUCCAAGAUUGCCGGACUGAAAAUUUGGACCCUGCACCCAUUAAAGAUGAAUAUGCACCAGUGAUAUUUUCACAAGAAACUGUGUCUCAUAUUGUCUCUAUUGACAUGAUGUCUGGACAGCAAGACCUUGAGAACAUCCUGCGAGCAAGGGCAACCGGAAAGGGUGUAUUGACAUCACCUUUUAAGCUAUUAAAAUCCAACCACCUUGGUGUUGUGCUCACAUUUGCAGUUUAUAACAAGGAUUUGCCUCCAGAUGCUACACCUGAGCAACGUACUGAAGCGACCGUGGGGUAUCUGGGUGCAUCUUAUGAUGUCCCCUCCCUGGUGGAGAAGCUUUUGCACCAACUUGCUAGCAAGCAAACGAUUGUUGUCAAUGUGUACGACACAACCAAUGCAUCUGCUCCAAUCAGCAUGUACGGUGCUGAUAUAGCCGAUACUGGUUUACUGCAUGUUAGCAGCCUUGAUUUUGGCGACCCAUUAAGGAAGCACGAGAUGCACUGCAGGUUCAAGCAAAAACCUCCAUUACCUUGGAUGGCAAUCAAUGCAUCUGUGGGAGUCUUAGUUAUUACUUUGCUUGUUGGUCAUAUCUUCCAUGCAGCUAUAUGUCGAAUCGCAAAAGUGGAGAACGACUGCCGAGAGAUGAUGGAGCUCAAAGCUCGUGCUGAAGCUGCAGAUGUAGCUAAAUCUCAGUUUCUAGCUACUGUUUCCCAUGAGAUCCGAACUCCAAUGAAUGGUGUUUUAGGUAUGCUGAAAAUGUUGAUGGACACUGAUCUUGAUGCGAUCCAAAGGGACUACGCCGAGACUGCUCAUGCUAGUGGUAAAGAUCUUAUAUCGCUGAUAAAUGAAGUUCUUGAUCAGGCUAAGAUAGAAUCAGGCAGGCUUGAACUUGAGGAUGUGCCCUUUGAUCUACGCAACCUUCUCGAUAGCAUUCUCUCACUCUCCUCUGACAAAUCUAAUGAUAAAGGAAUCGAGUCGGCGGUUUAUGUAUCUGAUCGGGUUCCUGAAGUUGUUGUUGGUGACCCUGGGCGGUUUCGACAAAUAAUUACUAAUCUUGUUGGAAACUCAAUUAAGUUCACGCAGGAUAAGGGACAUAUUUUUGUCUCGGUGCAUCUGGUAGAUGAAAUGAAAGGCACAUCCGAUGUGGGGGACAAGGUGCUACAACAAGGCUUGAACUUAGUUCAGGACAUGUCAAGCAAAACCUAUAAUACAUUAAGUGGCUUUCCAGUGGUAGACAGAUGGAGAAGCUGGGAGAAUUUCAAAUUGUUAAAUGGAAAAGAUGCAAAGGAUGACCCUGAAAAGAUUAGAUUACUUGUAACAGUGGAGGACACAGGCGUCGGGAUUCGUUUAGAUGCACAAGAUCAAAUUUUCACUCCUUUUGUGCAAGCUGACAGUUCCACUUCACGACAUUAUGGUGGGACUGGAAUAGGAUUGAGCAUCAGCAAACAUCUGGUGGAACUCAUGCAUGGGGAGAUUGGGUUUGUGAGUGAACCUGGCGUUGGCAGUACUUUCUCAUUUACUGGAGCUUUUGGAAAAGGCGAAGUAAGUUCUCUUGAUUCCAAAUGGAAGCAAUAUGAUCCAGUGGUUUCAGAGUUCCAAGGAUUGGGAGCACUUAUUAUUGAUAAUAGAAGCAUCCGCGCUGAGGUCACAAAAUACCAUCUUCGAAGACUGGGAAUAUCUGUUGAUAUAACUUCCAGUUUGGAGUCAGCAUGCACCUACGUGUCAAGCAUUUUCACCACAAGUGCAUUUGCACAAUUGGCCAUGAUUCUUAUUGACAAAGAUGUUUGGAAUCAAGAAACAGUUCUUCAGCUACGAUCUUUGCUCGAACAACAUAGGCAAAAUUGCAAACUAAAUGUUUCAACAAACCUUCCGAAGAUUUUUCUUUUGGGUACCUCCAUGAGCCCUGUGGAGCGCUCCAAGCUUAAGACUUCUGGUUUUGUAGAUAAUGUGCUGAUGAAACCUCUUCGGUUGAGUGUCUUAAUUGCCUGUUUCCAAGAAGCCCUUGGAAAUGGUACAAAGGGCAAAGUACGUAGAAAGAAAAUCUCUACACUCGGGAGCUUACUUAGAGAAAAGCGGAUUUUAGUCGUCGAUGACAAUAAGGUUAACAGAAGAGUGGCAGAAGGUGCUUUAAAGAAAUAUGGAGCAAUUGUCACCUGUGUGGAAAGAGGCCACGAUGCACUCAACAAGCUUAAGCCACCCCAUACUUUCGAUGCCUGCUUCAUGGAUCUCCAGAUGCCAGAAAUGGAUGGGUUUGAAGCAACUAGGCAGAUCCGCAGUGCAGAGAGUGAGGUGAAUGAAAAACUUGCUUCUGGAGAAGCAUCUAUUGCGAUGUACGGAAACGUGUCCCACUGGCACAUUCCAAUAUUAGCUAUGACAGCUGAUGUGAUCCAGGCUACAUAUGAAAAGUGCCUGAAAUGUGGGAUGGAUGACUAUGUAUCGAAGCCUUUUGAGGAAGAGCAACUUUAUUUGGCCGUUGCACAGUUUUUUGAGUCUGGCUGAUAGAGUGGCCUAUGUCUUGCCUCAUGAUGGUGGACGACUGAAAUAUGGUAAUUUAUGGCUUCACUCCUUAUCUAUGAUCUAUAAUCCAUAAACUGGCGACUUAAAGUGAUGAAAGAAGCUUCUUGAUAUGAUGAAUACAUAGUAUUUGAUGAAAUGCCGAAGCCAAGAUAUGAUCGUAGGAUGUUUACCAUGCGGGAUUUUAUCUUCAGGAAAUGCCGAGCUUUCAUCCAAGAAAUUGCUUCCAAGUGUGUCGAAAGAGUACCCGAAAUCUUCUGAUUGUCUUCCAUUUAUACAAUCAGCCAAGUUCAAGGAACAAAGUGGUGGCAUUUCCUGUACAUAGCAAUUUUUAUUUAAUUUGUAAUUAAGUGACCUCCAUUCUUUUUGGCCUCUCAUCUCAUAUCAUAUAUUUUUCACCUAAGCAAUAAAAAUUAAUGUACGUUCUUUUCCAUGUUUCAAUUCUUCGAGUAUUUUUGCCUCUCAAUUUCUUCUAUUUAAUUUUGAAGCUCACCAAACUUUUUUCUUUAGGAAGUUUUUAUUUCAUUUUUUUGGUCUUUCUUCUACUCUUGGAUAUUUCUCCAUUUUUCUUUCGUUUUUGCCCUAUAUUCAUUAAUAGCUGGCCCAUUGAAGAAAAUUGGUAUAGGUAAGGUGAAGAUAUGAGGACAUCCUUAACACUGCCACGACAGAGGACAUGCGGCAAUUCCUUCGAUUGAGGGGGAUUAAGGAUCUCCACCAUUGGUACAAAUAUUCAGAUAAAAACAACGAGCACCGGUAAAAACGACAUCGUGGGCAAUGGGAAGGUCAUAUUCUUGUCCUAGUACCUUUUUUUGUUGGGUUUUCAUUUACCCUUGCAUCCUUCGGUUGUGAGGGUGUUGCAACAUAAUCUUGAUAAUUCUACUCUAUCUUUUUAUUAUUAUUAUUAUUAUUAUUAUAUAUUUCUCUUAAUCAUAACUGUGUCGAUAAUAUUUCCUUUAAA